This is a messenger RNA of Brugia malayi, 1086 nucleotides long. RefSeq lists its product as uncharacterized. Gene Ontology annotation, molecular function: ATP binding; protein serine/threonine kinase activity. Gene Ontology annotation, biological process: signal transduction; negative regulation of canonical Wnt signaling pathway; protein phosphorylation. The transcript is spliced from 11 exons. Gene Ontology annotation, cellular component: nucleus; cytoplasm; axon. NCBI's taxonomy places the organism in Eukaryota, Metazoa, Nematoda, Chromadorea, Rhabditida, Onchocercidae. Bases 1 to 1086 code for a protein of 361 amino acids. The record is from RefSeq and is a predicted model, not a curated record.
AUGUCAACAGUUCAUGUAGUCAGACAGAUUGCUGAAGAAUUUGGAAAUCGCGAAACGAAUCAGGUGGAACUAAUAAUGGAGGAUCUUCAUCUCUUUUCCAAUGGAAUUUUUUCAAAUGUUUACAAGGGACUGCUCAAACAACCACAGCAUCGAUUGAUUGCUGUCAAAAAAUCGUGGUCAAAUCAGUCAAAUCACAGAUCAACGGAAGUGCAAAUUUUAAUGAUGUUGAACCGUAUGCAUCACAAAAAUAUUAUUCAGCUGUUAUAUAGAUUCAGCCAAUCAUAUCCUGAUCAGAAGAUAUGCACGGCAUUGGUUUUUGAAUUUUUUCCAAUGAAUUUAUAUGAGGUUCGAGAACGGUAUGGUCCCCUAAGCAUUUUGGAUGUCAAAUUGUAUAUUUGGCAACUAUUCCGUGGGCAAGCACAUUUGGAAAAAAAUAAUGUCUGUCACAGAGAUAUAAAGCCACAAAAUUUACUGGUAGAUCAUAAGAGUGGAAUGCUUAAAAUUUCCGAUUUUGGAUCUUCAAAAAUAAUAGAUAACAAAACGACAUCAUAUCACUACCACGUGACCAGAUAUUAUCGUGCCCCAGAACUCAUUCUAGGCUCUAUUCGAUACCGAUGCGAAAUUGAUCGAUGGUCAUGCGGUUGUGUAUUUGGAGAACUUUUGAAAAACCACGUCUUAUUUCCAGGUCAAACUACUAAUCAACAGCUUCAGCUUGUCAUCAACAUAUUAGGAUAUCCAAGUCCACGUGAUAUCGCAGCGAUGCGAGUGACCACUGAAGUUCUUCAAAGCAAUGACUUUCGUGAUGAUAUAAUGAAGAAACCAAAUCCUAGCGGUUUCAAAAUGCUGGUAAAACGCGCUGAUCAUAAUGCAUUAAAUUUAUUGGCAAAAGUAUUGGUAUAUGACCCAAUUAACCGCUUGUCUGGUCCACGUUUUCUUGAAAACAGUUACUUCAGUGAAUUAUUCGAUCCACGCACCAGACGCAACGGACAGCGCAUUAAAAUCCUUUCUAAAAAAGAUUUUGAAUGUGCGAUUGCUGGUGACGAAAUACUGACAGGAUCCACCACGGCAGACACCAGUGAAAUGUGA